AAUAUUACAUCAACAAGAUGCUGAGUUACACCUUUUUUGUGUAUGAACAAUAAUGCUGAGUUUGGUAACCAAUUCGGUUACAUAUGCCAGAGCACAUAACACUAGAAAAUGGUUUUCAUCUAUAUUUGACGUUAUCAGAGAGCGGCGAAGGACGGUUUCAGUGAUUGAAAAAGAUGUAUUGCCAUCAUCUGAUCCACCAUGUGACGCUGUACCUGUGCCCCAAACCAUAUGCAAUUCCGAUUUGCAGCAAUUAUGGAAGCAGUUCAGCAUUUUGGGUACCAAGCCAUCCGGUUACCGUGAUAAUGGUCAUCUCCGGUAUUUAACGAUUCGGUUGUUACGCGUUUUACCUGUAGCAAGCGCUGAAGAACUCUGUAAUGCCCUGGAGAUACUAUCCCGUCUUAAAUAUCGCAAUAUUAUUCUUUUACAAGGUAUUACUGAGUCCCUUUAUUGGCAUUCUAAACUUUCAAAAUGCACUUUAAAGCAUGUUACACGUUAUUUACGUAUUUGCAGCACUUUAAGGUACAUACCUAAUUACCGUCAUCUGGAUCAGUUUCUACUUGAAUUGGACAAGGAGGGUAACAAGUCUUCUGCGGGCGACUAUGUUAGAGUACUACAAUUUCUGGUCGGGAGCAACCUAUGCAACAGUGAUGUUUACUCUGAUAUCUACCGAAGGUGCUUGUCUCACUGUUUAGACAAUAUAGGCUUCAUGACACAUCAGCACCUAGCAUCUUUUAGCCAAACACAGCUGAUAAUAGACCCAACAGACAGCAACGCAUUCAAUCGCAUAUGCUUAAACUUCGAACGGGGCUUAACAGGUGAAGAAGUGGAACAAUUUCGUAUGCUAUCAAAUGCUAUUUUACGUAGCAAAUCUGAAGAUUUGUCUUGCUACUAUUUAAACAUUCUACACCGUUACUUAGAUAACCCUGAAAGAUGGGACAGUGGCCUUCUGACUACAGCAUUGGGCGUGCUUGAGAAGUAUUAUUACCGUGACACGGUAGCUUUGAGCAAAUUGGGCAAUAUUGUAUCCAUGCAUUUAACGAAGCUUAAUACCCACCAACUAGUCGCCAUUGUAAAUAACUUUGCCAAAUUUUCGUACAAGCACAAGGAGUUAAUCCAUGCCAUAGUGCGUUCACCAUAUGCUAGUGAUGGCCAUAUUUUAUCUAGGCUUCGCGUAUUGCAUUGCGUCGCCAAUUUAUUGGCCAAAGUCGAUUACAAGCCUAUGGAUGUGAUAACUAAAAUAGUUAACGGCACUGUUGACUCUUGCGAAUCAUUAUUACAAUGCAGUGGUCAUCCUCCAUGGAUAGUAGUUCAGAGACAUGCUACAUCAGUUCCUGGGUUAGAUGCAGUAGAUCCCAAGACACCGGUUGUCAUUACCGGUACAAUGAUUUGGGAUAUGCUGACUCCUGGUGACACUUCAGCUGACACAGCUGAGAAAACUACCAAAAGACCUACAGUCCUCCGGAGGCUGAUAAGCCGUCCACGGAAAGACCCACUAGAUGCAGACUGCAUGACAGCUUCAGUGGACAGGUUGAGGGUGACUCCGCAAUCUGUGGACAUACUUCGCUUCAGGAGCCUAAAGGAGUGCAUGGAUGAAUUUAUCAUGCUACAUUUUGAUGGUCGUCACCCAGCUCACAAUAGGCUGCAUAUGCGCAAGUUGAUGAAAUGCCAACAACGUGACUUCAAUAGAGAACCAUACAAUUCAAGCAAGAUCUUGCGUAGCAUCAAAGUGGAGAAACCCACCGAGUCGCGCAUUAAUCUAUCAUAUAGAAAAGUUAAAAAGAUAAUGAAAUAUUCAGGUUCACGUCACAUUCAGCCUAGUCGUUACUAUAUAAACGAAUGCCGUGCUUUGAAACGAGCAUUUCUAAGGCCAUAUAAGGAGUUGGCUAAUGGUCUACAUGGCAGUGUACUACCUAGAACCAAACUCGAAACCGUGGACGCCAAAAAGCAGCUAGAGCUAAUAGAUAUCUGGAACAAUUGCACCCAAAGGUCGACCUCGAGCCCCAAUAUGGGCUCUACAGGGAACUGUAUAGUUAAACCCACUGAUGUGGCCUGUCUAAGUGGGAGUACAAGUAUAAAUGACAUGUCAAUAAUUCCCGAAGCUCAGAGUGUAAUGCAACAUUUGGAGACAUAUGUAGAUAGCACAUCGCCUCACUAUGUUGAUAACAAGUUGCUCCUGAGGCCGGUGAGGUUAGGUUCCAUUUUCAGUUGGCGGUUAAAGCGCAGGCUAAGGCUAUUAGAGUUAUCGCACGAUCGCAAUUUGUUGAGUAAUACCAUGACGUAUAUGUUGGAUAAUGGCUUUUGGCGACGUCCAACAGUUACGGAAGCGUGCAUCUCAAUAAAGGAGCAGCCAAUGGGAAUCCACCUGAUCGGUAUACUAACAUCCCUGUAUAAGUUAAACUUUAUCUCAGCUGAUCUUAUUAAACGGUCAAUUACAGUUCUAGGGUUAUUCAAGCGGGCUGAGCUAGAAGAUUUCCCAGUGGAAUACGGUAAUUCCUCUAUGUCUAGACUUACAGCUCCCCUUGUGACUACAUUUCUGAAUCUAGGUCGCCUCGUAAAGGCAGUAAGGAAUGUCAUAUUUCACAAUUCAUUUCGCGAUACUGCCCAGGAACUUAUAAAUAUCAUAUCCAACAGUGGUAUCCUUGAGGCCCUAUCCACAGGGGAUAUCUACAAGAAACGUGUUCUAGGGAUACAUGAGAUCACAGAUUUCCUACACAGAUUCAACACAUUAGUUUUCCAUGGAUACAUCAACAUUCAUGUGCCCAGACUACAGGAUAGUCGGGGACAGGUUAUGAGCAUCCCUGACCAGGAUACCAUAGAUUCCAUCACAACCCGGGGUUGGGAACAUCUUAGGCAAUCAUCUGGUCCAGUCAUUCAGGCAUACAUAUACCUGACUAUGUUGGUUACACAAUAUCUACCAUCCCUGGAAGGCUCAAUUAACGAGUCCCAACAGUUCAUCGUUACGAAACUCAUUGACGAGUUGGUAUUCAUCCGAUGGAUUGUAUGGAACCUCGGUCCUGCCUACACAGAUAGCAAGCUAUUGACAGGGCUGGCACACCUUGACCGGGAAAUGUACCCAUUGGUGCUGAAGUAUACGGAAUGUGUAGAUCAGCGUUCACAAGCUAUAUAUGGCCUAUGUGCUCUAUAUCGCCACGAUAAUCUAGAAGCGCUAAUGGAUGCAAACAAUGUGGAUAACAAUGUGACCUCCAGGAUCAAGUUUAGCAACAUAAAUAUUGCGCAACUGAUGGCGCGUCAUAGAAUCACGAUGGAUGAUAUAAACCGUUGGAUCUCGGCUGUUGCUUACGUCAAGAGUCCGAUGGAUACACGAUUUGCUUUGUUCAACGAUAGCUUACGAAGUGGUAUGGUGGUACUCCACACACCUGAAGACGCUCGAGCAUCUGCGUCGGGUACGCUAUACAACUUUUACCUUAGGUACUAUAGCUCAGGUUAGA
This is a messenger RNA of Babesia bovis T2Bo, 3449 nucleotides long. RefSeq lists its product as uncharacterized. The transcript has 7 exons. The record is from RefSeq and is a predicted model, not a curated record. The coding region runs from base 53 to 3448 and encodes 1131 amino acids. Lineage: Eukaryota; Apicomplexa; Aconoidasida; Piroplasmida; Babesiidae.